Molecule: messenger RNA, 809 nt
Organism: Belonocnema kinseyi
Lineage: Eukaryota; Metazoa; Arthropoda; Insecta; Hymenoptera; Cynipidae
Exons: 4
Coding region: 72-710 (212 amino acids)
Source: RefSeq, a predicted model, not a curated record
UGUUUUAAUUUGCUCAGCCAUUUUGGUUUCAAGUCAAGGUCUCACCACAUUGCUCUUAAAUUUUUCGAAACAUGUUUCUUUAUUUAAUUGCAUUUGUGGCUGCUUUGAUCACUAUUUUUGGACUCCCCUCUUCGAGGAACUCGCUCCGCGAUUUUUCAAACUCUGGAUAUAAUCAGUUGCUGGAACACCUAUUGCCUGCAUUUAGAGCACUAUUGCUUCUGCGAAAUGAUGAAUUUCCUGUCAGCCAAGAAGCUCCUGGCGCUGAGGGUGAAGAGGAACGCUUUAUAAAAGAAGGUAUUCUCUCUGAAGGUGAAUCAGAGGAGGCACAAGCUGUUUCAAAAUCAAUGGACGAAAUGUCAGAUGUCAAGAAAAAUUCCACUGAAAGCUUUACUUUCGACUACAAAGCUAGAAGAUUCGAUUCUAAUCCCGCUGAACCUGAAAAACAUGCUGAAAUGGUUCCACAAGAUAUGUGGAAUAUUUUGAACAAAAUACCAGUUCCUAGUUCUGAACAAACAAGACAUGCUGAUUAUUUGUAUGAGGCUCUUUGGGAAGAAUCGAUGAAAGUGGGCACUAGACCCCAAGAAAAUGUUGGCCACAAUGAUAACUUUAAUAAAACAAAGAUAAUCGACGAAGCUACAUUUGAAAAAAUGUACGAACAACAAAACCGACAAGUUAAUAAUGAAGAUAGAAAAGGGCAUCAUCUCAAAUAAUUCAGAUAAAAAGCUAAUUUUCUAAUCAGAAAAUUAAAAAAUCCAGCACAAUAAAUUUUUAUAAGCACAGCCUCAAAUGUAAAAAAAAAUGUAAAUAAA